GUAGUUGAUCAGAUCGCCAGAGAGGAGCCAGUCGACGAGGAAGUGAGGAGGAGGGACCAGUUUGGUGGCGUUGUGUGUGCAGAGAAAAUACUUUAAACUGGAUUCUCCUGACGCCUCCAGCGCUGUGAAACCGGAGGAUCCCUCCACUUCUCCUUUUCUAUCCAAAGCAGUAAUGCGCGCAACAGCACGCGAGACUCCAGAGCUGCCGCUUCUCUGCGCAGAAACAACUUUGUAACCCGCAGUCGUUGUAAGAAAUCUACACACCUUUGCUGUCAAUGUCAGCGCCGGUAAGGAAGAGGAUCCCGGAAGAACUCGUAGUGCAGGUUACCAGUUUGUUUGCAUAGCCUGCGCUUUUUAUCCAAAGUGAGCAAACGCAGAUGGACUUUUUUGCCUCCUUUGAAAAGUAGUUUUUUAUUUCGAAAAGUAAUUUUGAAGUGUAUGAACGGAGAGAAGAUGAAGGAGCUGAAGAAGAAGAAGCUGUACGUGUUGAUGGACGUGCUGUGCGUUGUAGUUGCGUACAUCCAUAGGUGUAGUACUGCAGGUGCAGGUUGUUCAGGGGGAGGAGCCUGCUGUAUUUCAAGAUGGCCCAGAGGCAAGGCAUGCACACAUAAUAUUGUUUUUCCCUGUGUGCUUUAAUGUAGGUUAUGAAAACAAGUAUUUUCAAAUGUCUAUCAAGCCUUCUUUAAUCACUCAAGACGACAAAAACACAUUUUUCCUGUCAUGUGAUUCUUUUGUUGUUUGAAAAGUCACCGUGCCAGAAAUAUGACUCUCGGUUUUAGUAUGUCAUGCAUUAGUUUUGUGUACACUACUGGAUUUGAGCUCGAAGCCAAUGCAAAGUAUAAACAAUAGACAUUUAUAUAUAUAUUUAUUAUAGAGGUGGACACUGUGAAGUCACCCAUGGGUUUAUAAACUACGAUUAUGAAGCCUUGGGUUAGGCGUUUCGGCUGUCGUGGUUUUUUGCAAUUGGAAGCAAUACAAGAGGGCAAAGUACAAACUAAUGACUAAAAAAGUUUAAAAUGUUACAAUUAACUUUCAAGAACAGAAAACAAACUGUUAGACUUGUAAAAUAAAAACACAAAAAGCACGUGGUAUGCACCUGUCGAUCACAAUGUAGCCCCGCCCUAAAGCAUGCACUGCUUUAUCAUCUGUUUUACUCUAAAUCUGACCUUAAUUUACAUAGUUAACAUCAUAAGGUAGUAAAAAAAGACCUGAAACAAGUCAUUCAGACCAAAGAACCCAUUGGUAAAAUGUAUAUUGAGGCACAAAUGAAGUAAGAAGUAGAGUCAUUUUCUCUUAGAAUUCUAUACAGUUUGAUUAUCCAAUGCUCAUCCCAAAACCCCACAUCUGUAAAACUAUCAUAAAGUUGCUACGUGUUUCUUUGCAUUAUUUUCCUCUUAUUAGAUUUUGCAUGUAAACAUCCCCAUGCUCUGUUCUCUGACCUCGCUGGAUGUCUGUGAGAGUUUUUCAGCGCUGUCUCCGGGGAGCCGGGCAUCUCAUGCGGUUGUGUUGGGAAUACGGAUCGUCCCGAGUUCUCAGUGAAAGGCCAGCGAAGACGCUUGAUGGGAAUUGUUUUCCUCAGGAGAGCUCUGUCAUGGAAACUGAAGCCCUUUUAACAAACAGACGCGUCCCAGAGAAAUCGGCACUGCCCUUCAUCAUCAUGACCAUCGUUUUCAAGCCCUACCAAAGAGGGAUUUACUGCGAUGACGAGAGCAUCAUGUACCCCCUGAAACCUGACACCAUCACACAUGGCAUGCUGGCGGCCGUCACCAUCUCCUGCACUGUCAUCAUCAUUUCGUCCGGAGAAGCCUAUCUGGUUUACAGCAAGAGGAUUUACUCCAAUUCUGACUUCAACCAGUACGUAGCUGCGCUCUACAAAGUGGUGGGCACCUUCCUGUUCGGAGCGUCGGUCAGCCAGUCGCUCACCGACCUCGCCAAGUUCACCAUCGGCCGCCCGAGACCGAACUUCCUGUCCGUUUGUAGUCCUAAAGUCUGCACUGGGUACAUGCAGGUGAUCAACUGCACCGGCCUGGCUCAGGAGGUCACAGAGUCCAGAUUGUCCUUCUACUCCGGUCACUCCUCUUUCGGGAUGUACUGCAUGUUGUUCUUAGCGCUCUACGUGCAGGCGAGACUCGUGGCUAAGUGGGCCAGACUCCUCCGGCCCACCAUCCAGUUCUUCCUGGUGGCCUUUGCGGUGUACGUGGGCUACACCCGAGUCUCUGAUUACAAGCACCACUGGAGUGACGUGCUGACGGGGCUGCUGCAGGGAGCGCUUGUUGCUGUGCUCAAUGUGCGCUACGUAUCGGACUUCUUUAAGAAGCGUCCGCCGCGUUGCACGAGGCAAGACACGGCCGAGAGCGAAGAGCCGGAGAGGAAACCCAGCCUGCAGAUCGUAGACUCGGAGAACAGCAACCAUUACAAUCACCGACACACUCCUGGUCCUGUGUGACUGGGCGGACGAUAAGGAGCGGGGGCUGCAGCCUGCAGACUCAAACCUGUGAGAUAGUGUCCAAAACUUGGGCUUCUACUUUAAAUGUGCAGCCUGCAGUGUUUAGGUUCAGUCCUGACUCUGUAGGCCGCCUGCUGCUGAUGCUCUGAGAGAAACCCUUUGCAUGCCUGUUUGAAGGAGAAAGCUAAGGUGCAGGUCUGUAGCGUGCAGCCUCCAAGCCCCCCUCCUCAAUCCCCCUGUGUCAACCACUCACACCCCACCCACCCCUUCCAACCACUGGACUGACUGAGGGGGCUGCAUCACAUCUGCAGGUGCCCAAGCGCCCUCUAAAAGACUCCAUGAUGACCUCCUUCUCUCUUUUUAGAGGAAAAGGAGCAUAUUGUUGUUGUUUUUUUACAUUUUUGUUGAUGUUGUUUGUGCUUAAAGCUGCAUUAAGUGAAAGACUCCACACCCACAACGAAGCUAUGAUACACGAACACCUUAAAGAGUGCUUUUGGCCACGAUUUUAGCAAGUUAUACACAGAGCAUUCUAACAGAGAGAGUUAGUUUGUGCCAACUGACAAAUGUAAGUCUGAUGUUAUUCACCUUUGUGCCACCAUAUUCUAAUAUGCUCCACUUUCUGCAGUUCUGUCACUUGUCUUUUGGGGGUCAUUGUGUCCUAAUGAAUCUGUUUUUCGGGCCAUGUUUGGAGGAAACAGCUGCACAAAGUUUUGUGUAAUGGGUCAGUGAGAGUUGGGUUUCCCCCUAAUGGAUAAAUGAAUGAAAACUGCAGGAAUUGGAAUAUCUGGGUGUUGAUUUUUUGUUGUAUUUCACUAAUGUUACUUACUAAGAGUUCUUGGUUUUAUGCUGAUAUCAAAUACAUCGCUUCAUGUAUUUUUAUCCAUUUUUCUAUGUUUUUAACUUCUAUUUGUAGAGACCCAAAUGAGUUAGCAGUGAUGAAAAGCAAAGUAAGAAAGACAGGAAGAAAGUGAAGACUGUUUACAGAUGUUUUUAAAGGCACAAUUUGUUGAAUCGCUUCAUUUCAGUGCACCUUAAACUGUCUAUGUUGCAAAUUAUAACUAAAAACUUAAGAUCGGCUGCCAGUUCACAGUAGAUGAGCUCAUUUUCUCCAGAUAUCAUGUCACCCUGUUGGCAAAAAAAAUGCUCACAAACAGUCAGUGGUGUCAGCUGCCAAACCACCCAGAAGCUGCUCUGAUAGAGGAUGUAUAUCAAACACCGUGGUGCAGAGGGAAUCCGAUGAUCUUAAAUAUGCUGAUGAUACAUUUCUGCCACCUUUCUAACUGCCGCACAAACAGGUCUGGGUAACUAUGAGAAACAACAUAGUGUGUUAGAAGUGGCUAUACAGGCUGUUCGUGCCUGAUGACUCACAGCACGUUGAUAAAGUCUGUUUCAUGUUGGAUCAGUGCCCAAGUGUGCACGGAUGAAAGUCUGAAUCUGAAUGGAGGGAAGGACGUUUACUAAGGGCAGAUUUUAAGUUAGAAAUGGGUCAGAUUUACCCUCAAUAAUGACGUAUGGAAGCCCUGAGAGGCAAAUGAGAAAAGACGUCUACAUCUGAUCUAAAUUUGUUCCUCUCCUGUGGUAACUACUUAAGAAAAGGUGAGAAAAUAAGGUUUUUAUAAUAUAGAAAUGUUGUUUUUACUAUCAACACAAAACCAUUUUCCCACCUGUUACACAGAAACACAUUUUUCGGGUGUGAUUAAGGAAAGAUAAUCUGGGUAAAUCCUUUAUUUGAACACUUUUAGGUCAUAAACACAAGAGAGAAAACAAAUUAAAGCACACUUGGAGAACGGAUUUGACCUUCAGGGCUUCCGUAUUGAGGCUUUUCUUAAAAAUGCGUAGAUUUAUUUGUGGAGUUUAUGGCUGAUUUAUGUGUGAGAUGGACUGCAGAACCAUUGAUGCAGAUAGCUUUCAUUUCUGAUACCACUACUAUAUUGCCAAUGAAGUAAUUUCGCAAUUUGGCCUUUCGUCUUAUUGUGUUUUUUUACUUCUCAAAUACGUGUAAUCAAAGAAGGAUGAGAGAACCAUAAUGACAAUGGUGUUUAAUUUAUUUUAAAGCUUUAUUUACUCUUACAAGGUUGGAAAUGCCAGCGCUGUUAAAGUUAUUGUGCAAUCACCCCUCCUGCUUGCCACUAUGAGCCACAAAUACUGUACUAAUGCUAUGAGACAUGUUUCAUGUUGUGUGAAGGAUGUAUAUAUAUGUGCUUGUAUGUUUUUAUUUAGCAUGUAGGUGCGUUUUUAAUUCCCCCUGUACAGUGUGCCUUGGCCGGUGCGUUUUUUUUUUUUUUGUAGAAGUUGCCACACGAAUGGAUCCAAUUCCAGGUCCAAACAUAAGCCAGAUGCCUUGGCGGGGCUGCUGUAAUGAUAAAGGGCUUACAUAUCCAACUGUGUUUUUGAAGCUGCUCCAUUCCCACUUCAAAGAUCCGUCUGUGCUCCUUUUCCCCCCCUUCCUGUGUUGAUGGAUGAGGUUAAUUUGGGAGCGAGGUACAGUUGUUGUACGCCAUGCAGAGCCCUGAAGGACUGACAACAGAUCAGACAGACCACAGACCUGAUCGGGGGGCAGAAAGACGGGGGGAGAAUCUCACCUGGUAGUGAUUGUGAGGCCCUGACUCUGAGCUGGGAUUGGAGAGGUUGGGGUACUUUAAAUAAGGGUGGAGGGUAUCCCAUGGUGAACUUCAGUCCCUGGGGUCUUCUACGCAUUAAAGACACAGAUUUACAACUAGAAACAGCUGGAUCUGGUUGCUGUUCGAGCCCCCUCCCCUACAUCUAAAUCAUCUGUAUAUUACUGCAGCCAGACUAAUAACACAAAUAAGGCAGAGAAUUCAGAGACUUGAUGCACCUCCUCCAUUUGCUUCUAGCUCUCAUGUGGCUCUGUGUGUUAUUACGCGUUAUUGAAUUAAUGCCUUCAAGUCGGCACUGGUUCGACCUCCUGUUUAUAUGUCCACUUGUAGGUAUGAUUCACAUCGUUUGCUUUUUUCGUAUAAAGGUUGUACCUAUAGGCUCUAAAGCAGAGAAUUUUAAAUAAAGAUAUAAUCCACUUUCAGUCAUUUUGUUUAAAUGUAUACUUCUCACUCUCUAAAUUGUUGAUACAAAGAUUUCCUUUCGUCACGCAUCUACAGUCCUCAGAUGGAGAUGAUAAACACAUGUCCUGCAGAAACCUAAUUUCCCCCUUUUUAAGAAAUGAAAAGUCAUAAACAACGUGGUUGCAUCAUUGACAUUUCAAAAUGUUCUUUGGGAGUUCACUGUAAUCACUGUAAUUUCAUUUCUAAUGGUGUUAAAUUAAGAUAAUUGAAUCCACAAGCCAGAAAUUCUUGGAAUCAGUGUUGCAACAAGGUGUGGAUGACACUAUCAGUUUGAUUUAGUGGUUGUUAUCUGAAGGUGAUUUAUUACACAGUGAAUCCAGCAAAAUGACAUCUUGAAAUGUGUUCUCGAAACCAGUUUGUCAAAACAUAAAAAUAAAAAGUGUUAUUCCUCCCAG
Eleginops maclovinus (Patagonian blennie) is the source of this 5921-nucleotide messenger RNA. It is a transcript of the gene plpp2b, whose product is annotated as phospholipid phosphatase 2b. The coding region runs from base 1448 to 2446 and encodes 332 amino acids. The record is from RefSeq and is a predicted model, not a curated record. Gene Ontology annotation, molecular function: phosphatidate phosphatase activity. NCBI's taxonomy places the organism in Eukaryota, Metazoa, Chordata, Actinopteri, Perciformes, Eleginopidae. The transcript has 7 exons. Gene Ontology annotation, biological process: phospholipid dephosphorylation; phospholipid metabolic process; signal transduction. Gene Ontology annotation, cellular component: plasma membrane.